AUAUAUGUGAAUCCCCAAAGUUGUUUGUUGAGGGAGCUCACAGUGGUGAUGUUACCCAAGGAUCAGUUGGUAACUGCUGGUUUGUUGCUGCUAUGUCAUGUUUAGCAAACUACAAAGACGUCUGGAAUAGAGUAAUUCCUGACCAUGAAACACAAGACUGGAAUUCUGAAAAACCUGAAGAAUAUGCAGGAAUUUUUCAUUUUCGCUUUUGGCGUUAUGGUGAAUGGCUUGACGUUGUAAUUGAUGACCAACUUCCAACUCGGAAUGGUCAACUUCUUUUCAUCCACUCCAAAGAAAGAAAUGAAUUUUGGAGUGCUCUUCUUGAAAAAGCUUAUGCCAAGUUGUUUGGAAAUUAUGAAGUCCUUGAUGGUGGAGAACUUGCUGAAGCUCUGGAAGAUUUCACAGGAGGCGUGUCUGAUACUAUGAACAUACAAACAAUGGAAGUAGCAGAGAAAAUGGAGGAGAGAACAGCAUUAUUUGAACGCAUGAAAAAAGAAAUGGAUCGUAAUUCUCUAAUGGCAGCCUCAAUUCCUGCAGCGUCUAGUGAAGAAAUGGAAGCCACUUUGGAUUCUGGUUUGGUGAAAGGCCACGCUUAUGGACUUACUUGUGUUAAGAAUAUCCAUUUAGAAGGUUCAGGCUUGUUUGGGAUGUUUGGAAGAGAGAAGAUGCCGAUGGUUCGUCUUCGCAAUCCAUGGGGUCAAUGUGAAUGGAAAGGAGCCUUUAGUGAUGGGUCACCAGAAUGGCAAAAAAUUGACAAAAAUGAUCGAAGUAAAAUUGGAUUAACAUUUGAAGAUGAUGGUGAAUUUUGGAUGACUUUCGAAGAUUUUAGCAAACAUUUCGUCAAUGUUGCAAUUUGUAGAGUUGUCAACACAUCUAUUUUCUCAUUAAGAAAAACUUGGUCUGAAGGAACUGGAAAUGGUGAAUGGAAAAAACCUGGAAGCUGUGGUGGUUGUAUUAACAACAAAGAGAGCUUCUUGCAAAAUCCACAGUAUGCUUUUGAUGUUUCCGAAGACGAGGAUGAAGUCAUGGUGCAGCUGAUGCAGAAAACAUCUCGAACAAAAUUGGGAGACGACAAUGAAACUAUUGGAUGUACAGUAAUUAAAGUUGAAGAGAACCGUCGCUAUCGUAUUCACAAUCUCUUUUAUCAAGAAGUAUUGAAUAGUACCGUUUUUCGAAACAGCCGCUCUAUAUUUUUUAAAGACAGUCUGAAAAAGGGCCGUUAUGUAAUUAUCCCAUGCACAUUUAAAGCUGACAUUGAAGGAAGCUUUUUACUGCGAGUAUAUACAUCUUCAGACAAUUCUUUUAAGCAUCUAAUCCAUGACCAACCCGUGAAGAGCUUUUGGCAAUGCUUUUCAAGAGAGCCAGUUCUUUUAACUCGUGUCAAGGUCCUCAAGGCUGUUGGCUUGGAAAAGCAAGAUGAUGUUGGUGCUGAUCCAUACUGUGUUAUCUCCUGUGAAAGAGAAAAAGUUUAUACCAAAGUGGUUAAAGACACCACAGACCCAGACUUCAAUAGUUCUGCUAUUUUCUAUCGAAGAAAUCCAGACAAAUCUCCACUAAAAGUACAGAUCUGGAACAACAAUCUGCUGAAAGAUGAAUACAUGGGGAAGCAUGUGUUCACUACAAUAGACGAAUGUGAUAGAACAAUUAAAGAAGUGGAGCUCUUUGGGCGUGGAAAAGAAGGAGACAUUCAACGUCCUGGCAAGUUACUCAUUGAAAUCACCAACAAAACUGAUUUCAUGGCUAUCUGAUUAUUUUCAUAAACUUCUUAUAAAAAAUAUCCUCUAUCUUUUACUUUACUUUUUUCUUCAAAUUGUACCUGACACAUUUAAAGACAAUUAAUUUGUGGUUAUUUUCAUCAUCAUCAUCAUUAUUAUUAUUAUAUUAUUAUUAUUAUUAUUAUUAUUAUUAUUAUUAUUAUUGUGGUUGUUGUUGUUGUUAUGGUGGUAAGCUGGCAGAAUUGUUACCAUACCAGGCAAAAUUCUUAGCAUUUAUUCCAGCUCUUUAUUGUGAAUUAAAAAUUCCACCAACAUCAACUUUACCUUUUUCAUUCUUUGGGGUCAGUAAAAUAAGUACCAGUCAAGUACAAGUACUGGGGUUGAUGUAAUUGACCAACUCCUCUCCCUAAAAUUACUGGCCAAAAUUUGAAACCAUUAUUAUUGCAUUACAUUAGAAAUCACUUCAGAAAAUCAUAGAAAACAUUCUUUAUUAUUAUUA
Messenger RNA from Octopus sinensis (East Asian common octopus), 2214 nucleotides. RefSeq names its product calpain-5-like. The transcript has 11 exons. Gene Ontology annotation, cellular component: cytoplasm. Lineage: Eukaryota; Metazoa; Mollusca; Cephalopoda; Octopoda; Octopodidae. Gene Ontology annotation, biological process: proteolysis. Gene Ontology annotation, molecular function: calcium-dependent cysteine-type endopeptidase activity. The coding region runs from base 93 to 1748 and encodes 551 amino acids. The record is from RefSeq and is a predicted model, not a curated record.